CUGGCACAGCCUCGCCGACGGUCCUCUUCGCGCCGGGGCAAGAUGGCGGCGGUCGCUAGGCGAUGGUGGCUCUGGGUGGGCCUGCUGCUCUGCGGCCUGGCAGUGGCCCUCGGGGCCGAGGAGCAGAAGGGCAGCGCCGCCGCCCCGAAGGCCAAGAAGAAGAAAGACAUUCGGGAUUACAACGACGCCGACAUGGCGCGGCUGCUGGAGCAGUGGGAGAAAGACGACGAUAUAGAAGAAGGUGAUCUUCCCGAGCAUAAACGUCCCUCUGCGCCAAUAGACUUCUCAAAGAUUGAUCCUUCCAAGCCUGAAAGCGUCUUGCAGAUGACCAAGAAAGGAAAGACUCUGAUGAUGUUUGUUACCGUGUCAGGAGAUCCCACUGAGAAAGAAACGGAACAGAUCACCAACCUGUGGCAGGGCAGCCUUUUCAAUGCCAACUAUGAUGUACAAAGGUUUAUUGUUGGUUCAAAUCGUGCCAUCUUUAUGCUGCGCGAUGGAAGCUAUGCAUGGGAGAUCAAAGACUUCCUGAUCAAUCAAGAGAGGUGUGCAGAUGUAACUUUGGAAGGUCAGGUGUACCCUGGCAAAGGAGCCUCAGAAAAGGAAAAAGAGAAAAAUAAGAUCAAACCUGAAAAAUCCAAAAAGAGAAAAGAUACCGAGAAGAAAUCUGGAUCACUGCAAGACAACCGUACGAGCAAACCAAAGGAAGAUCUAUGAUGAUAAGUUAACCGGACUGAACACUGUAAAAGGGUGGGAGUGGAAGAUAGAGGAAGGAAACUAGGCUGUGGGGUGACCUGUUGGAUUUCAAGGGAUCAAUUUCCUUAUUAUUGAGGGUUAAUGUCUCCAGGUUACUGGUGGUUCUUGCUGGUUUUGAGGUCUAAAAGGCAUUUGAGCAUUUAGUAUUAUGAACUUUACUCAGAGGAUGAGAGGAGAAAAUUCUCUUUCUUGAAUCUUGCUACCAGUUACUUUGGAGAAGUCAGUUGGCAAUGUGAAUUACCAAUUUUUUUUAUAGGAACUUCUGUACUUCCAAGAUUUUCAUUUAAUUAAAAUGCCUUGACACUCCUGUGGAUGUUACUGAAAGGGGUUGUCAGAAGCACAGUUUGGGAGACAAAAAAGGGAAGAUUUCUUGUUUGGCUCUUUAAAAGGUUAAUGGUUAAUUUAGCUCCACUAAAGUGGGGAACCCUCCCCCAGUUGGGGUUACAGUUUCCCCUCUGUAAUGGAACCGUUCAGUUACUCUUGCACAAUCAAUUUGAUUGAAAUUGGCUGAAAAGGAAAAUAAGAGAAACAGUGGCUGGCCGCUGGUCCUAAACUUUAUUGCCAGCAGGCUUAGAGGUAUUUCAGAAAUGCUGGGAAUGUGUCGGAGAUUAUUUGUAUGACAGCAUGUUUUUAUUUUCAUCUGAAUGUUAACUGAGAAAAUCACCACCCUGGUUUGAAAGCUGGUGGUCACAGUAUUGCUGUUUAAUGACUGAAUGAUUCCAUGGUGCCAAAAUAUGACACAGGUAGUUGCAGUGCCUUUAUUUGAGGCAUCAUUCUUUUGUGUUUUUUAUGUGGAGAAAUUUGGCUUUCACGUUGAACGCUUCUUCCAGAAUGUCAAUAAAUUUGUACACUUUUUUCAGGACAAACAGGUUAGUUUUUGAUCUGUGAAGUCAAAACCCUUUCCUUCUGACUUGCUACUGUUUCUGUUUCAGCUCAUACUGGCCACUUGGUGGCACCCUUUAUAUGUCAAAUACAAAUUGUGCGUGAUCA
This is a messenger RNA of Eublepharis macularius, 1743 nucleotides long. RefSeq names its product mesoderm development LRP chaperone (gene MESD). Lineage: Eukaryota; Metazoa; Chordata; Lepidosauria; Squamata; Eublepharidae. Gene Ontology annotation, molecular function: low-density lipoprotein particle receptor binding. The transcript has 3 exons. The coding region runs from base 43 to 714 and encodes 223 amino acids. Gene Ontology annotation, biological process: protein folding. The record is from RefSeq and is a predicted model, not a curated record.